AUGGCACGCCCCGACACCGUCCUUCAGGCAGAUGCCGCCGACCCGACCAGAUGCUUCACCCUGUCCCAGACGCGCCAGCUCACGCGCCAGCUUGCCUGGGAACUUCGACACACCUAUGGUGUUGGGCGUACUGGUUCCAGUGUCGAUGACGUGUUGGUGAUGACGGCAGGCGAUUACAGGCUGCACACUCUCUUCUUUGGGACUGUUGCCGCGGGGGGCAUUUACUCUGCCGCAAGCCCAAGCUCUACGGCCUCGGAGCUGGCAUACCUGAUCCAGCUCGUGAGCCCAAAGAUCAUCAUCUGCGACGCCAGCACGAGAGCGGUGGUGGAGGAGACGGUGAAAAACGUGCGCUUCCCUGCUGAUCAUGUCCUUUUGCUGGGAGACGGCCAAGGGCUGCACCUGACGGUGGCAGGUACGGGGAGGGUGUUGGAGCUGUCCCCUUCGCGAUCUAUGGACUGGGUGCGACUCACCGACAUCAAGCAGCUGGAGGACACCACUAUCUGUAUCCUGUUUAGCAGCGGCACAACCGGCCUUCCCAAGGGCGUCAUGAUAAGCCAUCGCAUGAUAGUCGCAGAGUGCUUCUUGACUAUGGAACCAGAUAGGCAGUACUGGGCCCGUGAGAAGCCCGAGUUCCAGUACCGAACGCUGGCCCACGUUCCUGCGGCGCACGUGGCAGGGGUUCAAAGUUACUUCGUCAAUGCUAUCUAUCGUGGCGGGACGACCUAUUGGAUGCCCAAGUUCGACUUCCCGAAAUUUCUCGAGUACCAGAAGAAGUACAAGAUCACAGUCUUCUUCACGGUACCACCCAUCUGGCUGGCCAUUGCAAAGCAUCCAGGUGUGAAAGAUGCACUGGACACCUGUGAGUACGCCUCUGCGGGUGCGGCGCCGAUGGGUGCAGAGUUGCAGCUCGAUGCGGAGGCCAAGCUAGGUAAGGGACGAGCAAGGCUUACGCAGGUCUGGGGUCUGACGGAGACAUGUGGUGCUAUUACGGCCAUGACCCCAGGAGAGAGAGAGCACACCGGCAGUGUAAGCCCUCUUAUUGCGAACCACGAGGCGCGGAUUGUGGAUGACAAUGGGAAAGAUGUCGAGCCUGGUGGAACCGGGGAAGUCUGGGUGAGAGGCCCUGUGGUGACAAAAGGCUACUGGAAGAAUGAGAAGGCCAAUGUCGAGAGUUUUGUGGAUGGCUGGUUUUGUACUGGCGACAUCGGCCGGUUCAAGGACGGUAUGCUCUAUAUCGUUGAUCGAAAGAAGGAACUCAUCAAAUACAAGGGCCUGCAGGUCGCCCCAGCAGAGCUCGAGGAAUUGCUCCUGCAGAACCCCAAGAUCGCGGACGCAGCGGUGAUUGGGGUGGAAGGCGAGGGAACUGAAGUGCCCAGGGCGUACGUCGUACCGGCUACCAAGGACCUCACACGCGAGGACGUCGCCAAGUGGGUGGACCAGAGGGCAGCAUCGUACAAGAAGCUGCGAGGUGGUGUGCUGUUCAUCGACGCCAUCCCGAAGAGUCCUUCAGGCAAAAUCCUGCGGAAGGUCCUCCGCGAACAGGCCAAGAAGGUGGACAAGGCUUCAAAGCUGUGA
Messenger RNA from Cryphonectria parasitica EP155, 1575 nucleotides. RefSeq names its product acetyl-CoA synthetase-like protein. The record is from RefSeq and is a predicted model, not a curated record. The transcript is spliced from 4 exons. NCBI's taxonomy places the organism in Eukaryota, Fungi, Ascomycota, Sordariomycetes, Diaporthales, Cryphonectriaceae. Bases 1 to 1575 code for a protein of 524 amino acids. Gene Ontology annotation, molecular function: CoA-ligase activity. Gene Ontology annotation, biological process: secondary metabolic process.